UCUUGACGCUCACAUAUUCUACGCCCUCCAGUGUUCGUUAGUCGGUUUAUCCAGUCAGAUCGGAGAGUGACUUAAAUCAUGGCCAGCAUCGUAUCGCGAUUCCUCAAACGCCGUUUCACACUUGCAGCAUUGUCCAUAAUUUUAUACUGGAUACUUUCAUCGCCGUACAACACGUUCGAAACCGAAAUCGUCCUGCACGGGACCAAGCCGGAAGUCGUGUGGGAAUACGUGGCCGAUUUCAGCAAAAUGAAAACCCUGAAUCCCACCAUCUUGGAUUUCAACAUUGUGAAAGAUCACGGCAACGUCCAUCACUGGCAGUACUCGGUAGAGUAUACGGAACGACUGUCCCACUGGCCGUACUCGAAAAACGUAGCACUUGGCCAUUUCUCCGUGCGUAAGCUACCGGAAGCAGAGGGCGGACAGUAUUCUGUGGCUUCAACUCAUAAAACCUGCUUUCUUUUGGGACUGUUUUGCUUAAACUCUGAAGGCGAAUUCAAGAUAUCGUACCUCAACGAGCACGACACAUACUGCCAGGAGACUGUGAAAUAUCAGUGUCCGUUUUUGUUUGGACGAUUCUGCCGGCGAGAAGUGGAAUAUCAGCGAACGGCCAUCAUGGGAAACCUGCAAAAGCAUUUCAAAGUAAAAACGCAUUGAAAAGUUAGUGAAUUUUUUGCCAUUCUUAAGUUUAGAUGAAAUAAAAUAAUUUUGAUGUUUAAACUAUUUCGAAAUAGCUUGAAGUUGAA
Culex quinquefasciatus (southern house mosquito) is the source of this 743-nucleotide messenger RNA. RefSeq lists its product as uncharacterized. The transcript is spliced from 3 exons. NCBI's taxonomy places the organism in Eukaryota, Metazoa, Arthropoda, Insecta, Diptera, Culicidae. The record is from RefSeq and is a predicted model, not a curated record. Bases 79 to 654 code for a protein of 191 amino acids.